AUGAAAAAGAUACUCAAUAUUCUAAUAACAUGCGCCCUAUUACAAAACAGAACUACACAGUUUUAUAACUUACAACCAUAUCAACAUAGAUUAAUGCAAAAAAAAUAUCAGUUGUAUAACGAAUUCGUUCAUACUAAGCGAAGACAUUAUGAACUUUAUAAACGGACAAAUAUCAAUAUAUUGGAUGAAUCUAACGUAUAUGGUUCCGGUUACAGAAAUAUAUGUUUUUGUUCGUGCACCGGAUGUAAUUAUCAUAAGAAAUGUUGUAAAUAUUAUUGCAGUAAUUGCAACCUCAUGAUCACUCCACAGCCGAAUAUUAUAUUAUAUCCAUACCCUGUACCUGUAAUUAUACCUCAUAAUUCAUUACAUGUUACUACUAUUAUUAAUACUGCAAUUACUAGUACUACUGCUCAAACAACAACACAUAAAACUCCUAUAGCUACAUUAAUAUCAACUGACAAGUCUUCUAUAUUAACAACAAUACAAACUGAAAACCUAAAAGUUACAUAUACUAAACCUGAAGAAACAAAAUGGUCAUUAUUAAGCGAAACCACUCUACAAUUACCAUCGACAAUUUCAACAACACGGGCAGGGAAAGACUGCUUAUUUAGGCAUUCUACAUGUUGUGUCCGAGUUCUGAAUACUGAAUACAAUAAGUUAAGAGAUAAAGAAUUUUAUACAUUGAUACAUCGACCAACAAUAUCAUUAUCACAAAAUAAAGAGAAACAAUACAAUAUAAAGCCAAAAGAACGUCGCGCUGACAUGCUUCCUAAAUAUGGUAUUGUACCUAUUCCAGAUAAUUUGGCCAUAGACAUUAUGUCCCAAUUGGAAGCACUUAAAAGAUGA
Molecule: messenger RNA, 846 nt
Organism: Achroia grisella
Lineage: Eukaryota; Metazoa; Arthropoda; Insecta; Lepidoptera; Pyralidae
Exons: 2
Coding region: 1-846 (281 amino acids)
Source: RefSeq, a predicted model, not a curated record